CCGCCCCGCGCUGCAUGGACUGGUACAUGAUGAACUGCGAGCUGCUGGCCACCUGCAGCGCCCUGGGCUACCUGGAGGGCGACGUGUACCACCGCGAGCCCGACUGCCUCGAGAGCGUGAAGGAUCUGAUCCGGUACCUCCGGCACGAGGACGAGAGCCGCGACGUGCGGCAGCAGCUGGGAGCAGCGCAGAUCCUGCAGAACGAUCUGCUGCCGCUGCUCGUUCAGUACCCGCGGGACCGGAGCCUUUUCGAUGCGGUCGUCAGGCUGAUGGUGAACCUGACGCAGCCAGCGCUGCUCUGCUUUGGCAAAGUGCCGUCGGACGCCACCGCCCGGCACCACUUCCUGCAGGUGCUGUCCUACCUGCAGGCGUACAAAGAGGCGUUCGCCAGUGAGAAGGUGUUUGGGGUGCUGAGCGAGAAGCUGUACGAAGUGCUGCAGCUGGACUGGGAGCAGAGGCAGGAGGAGGACGCGCUGCUGAUCGAGCGGAUCCUGCUGCUGGUGCGCAACGUGCUGCACGUGCCUCCCGACCCCGCUGCAGAGCAGGGUGUGGAUGGCGAUGCCAGCGUGCACGACCGCGUGCUGUGGGCUCUGCACAUCAGUGGCAUGGAUGACCUGCUCAAGUUCCUGGCCAGCACACCGGCUGAGCAGCAGUGGGCUCUGCACGUCCUCGAGAUCGUCUCCCUCAUGUUCCGUGACCAGAGCCCGGAGCAGCUGGCAGCGCUGGGUCAGGGGCGGGCAGGCGCCGAGUGCGGGGAGGAGACGCGGGAGCUGCAGAGUCUGCGGCAGCGGGAGCAAGCAGAGCAGAGAGUGCGGGCACUGCAGCGUCCAUCCAGACACUCCCGUUUCCGCGGUUCCUAUGUCAUCCAGGGGCUGAAGGCCAUCGGGGAGCACGAUGUUGUCUUCCAUAGGGGGCUGCACAACCUGCAGAGCUACAGCCACGACCUGGGCAAGGAGACGCGCCGGGUGCCGUGGCGUCGCUGGGCCCCCCCUGAGCCGGGACCCCCCCGGCGCUCUGCCCGCAACGUCCGGCUCUUCCUGAGCUGCUUCUGCCAGGACUUCCUGGAGGACUGCUACAACCGCCUGAUGCUGCUGGUCAAGGACCAAUUGCUGCGGGAGAAGGCGCAGCAGCACGAUGAGACGUACUACCUGUGGGCCACCGCCUUCUUCAUGGCCUUCAACCGUGGCCGGGGGUUCCGUGCCGAGCUGGUGUCGGAGACGGUGAGCGUGCGUGCCUUUCACUUCAUCGAGCAGCACCUCACCAACUACUACGAGAUGGCCCUGAUGGACAAGAAGGAGGCGGCCACCUGGGCGCGCAGGAUGCACCUGGCCCUGAAGGCGUACCAGGAGCUGCUGCGCACGGUGCAGGAGAUGGACCGCUGCGCAGAGCCGACGGUGCGGGACAGCAGUCAGGUCAUCAAGAACCACAUCUUCUAUCUGAUGGAGUACCGGGAGCUGCUCCUCGCGCUCUUUCGGAAGUUCGAUGAGACAAAGCAGCCUCGUGCCUUCCUGCGGGACCUGGUGGAGACGGCGCAUCUCUUCCUGCAAAUGCUGGAGCGCUUCUGCCGUGGCCGCUCCGGCCUCGUGGUGCAGAGCAAACGUGUGAGGAGGAAGAAGAAGCCCCGUGCCCCUGCAGCGCCGCAGCCGCCGGGCGCAGCCGAGCUGGAGGAGCUGUGGGCAGCGGUGGCCCAGCAACUCCAGGACUGCCUGCAGGGCACGGUGCCGCUCCCUGAGGAUGUGGUGCCUUUUGACGCUGCCUCGGAGACCCCGGUGGAGAAGCAGCGCGCGUUGGCUCUGCUGCGCAUCCAGGAGUGCCUGCGGGAGGGGGGGGCCCCCCAGGCCCUGCGGCUGCUGCGCUCUGCCAGGGAAGUGUGGCCCGAAGGGGAUGUUUUCGGCCCCCCCAGCGCGGAGCCUGCCGAGGAGACGCAGCUGCUGCGUGAGAUCUGCUUUGCUGCGCUGCCCCGGCCCACCCCCUCCCCCGAGGCUGAGGAGCCGGAGGAGCCUGAGGAAGAGGAGGAGGAAGAGGAGGAGGAGGAAGAGGCAGUGCAGGUGUCGGAGAAGGAGUUCAAUUUCAUGGACUACCUGAAGCGGUUUGCCUGCGUGCCCGUGGUCCGUGCCUGCACGCUGCUGCUGCGGGGCUACGCACAGAACAGCGCCCGCACCAACCACUGUGCUGCACGGCUGCUGCACCGCCUGUCCCGCCAGCUGCGCAUGGAGGCGCUGCUCUUCCAGCUCUCCCUCUUCACCCUCUUCCAACGCCUCCUCAGCGACCCCGGCGCCCACCAGGAGCUGGUGGCCUUGGCCAAGUAUAUCCUGGGUAAGUUCUUCGCGCUGGCAGCCACCAACAAGAAGGCGUUCGUGGAGCUGCUCUUCUGGAAGAACGCUACGGCUGUGCGCGAGAUGAGUGAGGGCUACAGCUCCCUGAGGGAUGGGGAGGGCGCUGGAGCACGUCGGACCCCCGCCUGGAGCCCACAGGAGGAGCAGGCGCUGCGGGAGCUGUUCUGGAAGUAUAAGGAGGCAGAAGGUCAGGACAUCAUUGCCUCCAUCCUGGCGGAGCUGCCUGGCCGCACGCGGCGGCAGGUGGUGCAGCAGUUGGUGCGCAUGGGGCUGGUGGGCAGCGCCAGGGACUUCCCACGGCCAAGGAAGGGCACCAAUAUUGUGCUGUGGACGGAGGAGCAGGAGCUGGAGCUGGAGCGGCUCUUUGAGGAGUUCAGGGGAUCAGAUGACAUCCUGGGGAACAUCAUGAAGAACCUGACGGCACGGCGCUCACGGGCACGCGUGGUGGAGAAGCUGCUGGCAAUGGGGUUGGUGGCAGAGCGCAAGGAGCUGCACAAGAAGCGCCGGAGGAAGAGCUGCGGCCCCCAGACGGGUGAGGCAGAUGCUGCAGUGGUGUCAGCCCAUAACAGCUCUGCUGAGGACAGUGAGGAGGAGGAAGAGGAGGAGGAGGAGGAGGAGGAGGAGGAAGAUGAAGCAGAGGAUGACCCCAUGGAGGAGCCCUGGGACCCCAAGGAGGGGACGGGGCUGGCCUUGGUGCAGCGCCUGCAGCAGGAAGGGCUGGAGGGGCCCCUGCGGUGGCUGCAGAACUGCCUGAGGAGGACGGCGAGGGACCGUGAGACGGAAGGGAUGUCCUUCCCAGUGCCGUUGGUGCCACUCUCAGAGGAGAAUGAAGAUGCCAUGGAGGACCGGGGCUUCCGUGCUCUGCUGCGGGAGGUGGGGCUGCGGCCCCCUGCCAACGAGCAGGUGAUGCCCCUGUCCCCAUCUCUGUCCCCAUUGCUCCUGGCACAGCCCACAGCAUCCCCCCUCUGUCCCCAGGAGUCCUUCUGGCGCAUCCCUGCUGCCCUCACCCCACAGCAGCUGCGCCGUGCAGCCGCCUCCAUCACCCCCCCGAGCCCUCAGGGGCCCCCCCAGGAACUGCCAGCAGCACCACAGGAGCCCGCGGGAGGGGAAGGCGGCCGGGGCUCUGGGAGCAGUGUGACGGGUGCAGGAACCUCCCCUGAGCCCCUCUGCCCCACAGCAGAGCCGCUGCCCUCCCCGCUGGGGUCGGACUCAGAGAGCGAGGAGCCCCUCGCCAUCCCCGCACCAUCAGGCAGCAAACGGCGGUGGCAGCUCGACAGCGAGGAUGAGGAUGGUGACGUGGAGGCAGAGCUGCUCCCCCUGGCUCCCCCAUCAGGGGAGGAUGAGGACCCCCACCCCAUGGGCAGAAGAAAACGCAUCCGCCGCCUUCUGGAGGAGGAGGAAGAGGAGGAAGAUUGAGGUUCCCCGGGACAGCAGUCCCUGCAAUGCCCCUGCUCUGCUGUUGGGGCUUUUUGUACAGCUUUAUCGGUUUUGGGGGCUCUCUGUGGGUUUUUAAGUUCUUUUUAAAGGCGCGGUGCUUUUCCUUCCCUUGUCCCCAUUUUACCUUUUCACCGGGGUUUGGGUUUAGGGUUUGUUUGUUUGUUUCUGACACUGUUUUACAUCGGGAACGGCACCAAAUAAAUCAGUGCACGAA
Molecule: messenger RNA, 3987 nt
Organism: Lagopus leucura (white-tailed ptarmigan)
Lineage: Eukaryota; Metazoa; Chordata; Aves; Galliformes; Phasianidae
Gene: TIMELESS
Product: timeless circadian regulator
Exons: 27
Coding region: 15-3752 (1245 amino acids)
Biological process (GO): DNA replication checkpoint signaling; DNA repair; replication fork arrest
Cellular component (GO): replication fork protection complex
Molecular function (GO): DNA binding
Source: RefSeq, a predicted model, not a curated record